Messenger RNA from Trifolium pratense (red clover), 1477 nucleotides. Its product is annotated as probable fructokinase-4. Gene Ontology annotation, molecular function: fructokinase activity. Lineage: Eukaryota; Viridiplantae; Streptophyta; Magnoliopsida; Fabales; Fabaceae. The record is from RefSeq and is a predicted model, not a curated record. The transcript has 4 exons. Bases 370 to 1365 code for a protein of 331 amino acids. Gene Ontology annotation, biological process: fructose metabolic process. Gene Ontology annotation, cellular component: cytosol.
ACCUCAACAAUAUAUCAUGUAUAUAUCCAAAUAAAAAGUUUAUAUGAAUGAAUAUCCAAAUAAGAUGUUUACGAACAACAAGAAUCUUGACUUGUAACCAAAAAAAACAAGAAUCUUGACAAAAAAGCUUAGCAAUAACAAAUUUUCUUUUUCCCGAAGAAAAAGAAUAUUUACCAAAAAGAAACCGGAUGACUUCAAAUUAACUUAUCCUAACCUCAAUAAUAAUCAAAGUAAUUUCAUCCUAAUCUUAUUAUAAUCACUCUUUUCCUAUAUAAGUACUUCACCUAAUCACUCACCUCAACUAUCUCUUCUUUCUCACUCUGCAAUUCAAAUCACUCUCUCUCUUUUCUCUCAAACCAAACCAAACCAAUGGCCUCAAACACUUCCCUCCUCCCCGCCACCGGCGAAGGUCUAAUCGUCAGUUUCGGCGAGAUGCUAAUCGACUUCGUCCCCACCGUCUCCGGCGUCUCCCUCGCCGAAGCUCCCGGUUUCCUGAAAGCACCCGGUGGCGCUCCAGCUAACGUCGCGAUCGCCGUUUCACGACUCGGCGGUAAAUCAGCCUUCGUCGGAAAACUCGGCGAUGAUGAAUUCGGUCACAUGCUCGCCGGGAUCUUGAAAGAGAACAACGUUAGAGCCGAUGGUAUAAACUUCGAUAAAGGCGCUCGUACUGCACUCGCUUUCGUCACCUUACGCGCUGAUGGAGAGCGUGAGUUCAUGUUUUACAGAAAUCCUAGUGCUGAUAUGCUUCUUACACCUGAAGAUCUCAAUCUUGAACUCAUCAGAUCUGCAAAAGUAUUCCAUUAUGGAUCAAUAAGCUUGAUCGUGGAGCCAUGCAGAUCCGCACAUCUGAAGGCAAUGGAAGUUGCAAAGGAUGCAGGGUGCUUACUCUCUUAUGAUCCUAACCUCCGGCUACCUUUGUGGCCCUCACCAGAGGAAGCCCGUAAGCAAAUACUCAGUAUAUGGGACAAGGCUGAUUUGAUCAAGGUCAGUGAUGUGGAGCUGGAAUUUCUAACAGGGAGUGAUAAAAUUGAUGAUGAGUCUGCUCUCUCCUUGUGGCACCCUAAUUUGAAGUUGCUUCUUGUCACUCUUGGAGAAAAUGGUUCCAGAUACUAUACCAAGAAUUUCAAAGGAUCAGUAGAUGCUUUCCAUGUCAACGCUGUUGACACAACCGGUGCCGGUGAUUCCUUUGUUGGAGCUCUGUUGGGCAAGAUUGUAGAUGAUCAAUCUAUACUUGAAGAUGAAGCAAAGUUAAGGGAAGUGCUCAAAUUUGCAAAUGCAUGUGGAGCAAUUACAACUACUAAAAAGGGUGCAAUUCCAGCUCUUCCCACAGAAGCUGAUGUCCUCAGCCUUAUCAAAGAUGCAUAGAAAUUUAGUACAAAUAUCAUUUUGUUUUCUUCUUUAUAUAUUUUUGUUCAACUUUACAAUUUUCUGCUGGAGUUUUUUACUAUCAAUUUAAGAUGGGUUUUAUCUUUUGGAA